Camponotus floridanus (Florida carpenter ant) is the source of this 5590-nucleotide messenger RNA. Its product is annotated as B-box type zinc finger protein ncl-1. The record is from RefSeq and is a predicted model, not a curated record. Gene Ontology annotation, cellular component: chromatin; nucleoplasm. Gene Ontology annotation, biological process: positive regulation of DNA-templated transcription. Gene Ontology annotation, molecular function: protein binding; zinc ion binding; ubiquitin-protein transferase activity. NCBI's taxonomy places the organism in Eukaryota, Metazoa, Arthropoda, Insecta, Hymenoptera, Formicidae. The transcript has 9 exons. Bases 972 to 3830 code for a protein of 952 amino acids.
UUCCCAUCUCGGUAUCGAUCAUCAAAGGUUCCCGCAUCGAGGGGUGAGAGAGAUAAGCUCUUCUCGGUUCGAAUGAUUUAUUCGUUUGUUCCACGUAUAGAGGACUGCGAAGUACUCGCGGACGAGGCGCGUCGAUAGCAAGAGAGAACUUGUAAUCACAUCGCCGUCGAGGAUCGUGAAAGAAAGGGAUCCCGCGCGCGCACGUCGAGGCUAAUAAUGUUUAAGAGUGGUCCCGAUACGCAGCGUUGAAUCGACGAUCGGGAAGUUUUAGUGCAACCACGGUACACGACGACGACGACGACGGCGACAUAGCGUGCGACUAGGUACCGUGAUGUAAAUAAACGUACGCGCGAUACGAUCAGCUGCUGUUCCGAUUCCGCGACUCUCGUGGCCCCCGCUGAGGAAGAACGCAAUCUCCAAGUAAGAAACUGCGCGAUAUAUACGAACAACCGUUAGUCGCGCACACGUACACACAGAUACAUAUAUAUUUAUAUAUAUAUAUGCAUAUACCCACAUACACAUACACACACGUACGCGCACUUAUCCGCCAGGCUCGCGCGAGAUAGACAGAGAGAGAGAGAGAGAGAGAGAGAGAUAGAUUUUUCCCCGAGUACGUACGCUCUUGGCGCGGCUCCCGCGACUUCCUGCCUUCCUCGCGCGCCAGCCGAUCGUCCCGUGUUUUUGUUUCUCGCGCGUGGCGAGCGAGCACGACAGUAGGAUGUUUCGAGCGUCGCGCGCGUCGUGAGGAAAAAUCCAAGAGAGAGAAUCUUGGCCGUCCCUCUCGUUGGACGAGGAGGCGAGAAAAAAAGGGGAAGAAGGAAACGAGUGGAGCGGGAGACGAGGAGAAGGAGGAAUCGACGUCGAGUCGACGACGAUCUGAAUCCGCGGGCGCCCGAGAUAAGCACGGUCGGAGGACGUCGGGACAUCGCUCCCCCCCUCCCUCUCGAUCGCCCCGUCGACGGGAUCGCAGGAUGGCAUCGUCCACGGUGGCCGUUCCGUCCGGGGCCGCCGCGGUGCCGCCAACGAGCAACGGCGGCAUCGCCACCGCGACUGGCACCGAGGAGCUCGACGGCGACAUGUUCGGCGAGCGCAGCUCCGUCAACUCCGUCGGCGGCUACAACAGCGGCAACCCCGGCGAUGCCCUGGAGGAGAUAACGUGCGGCAACGGCGAGGCCAACGAUCAGGGCUGCGCCUUGUGCAUGAGCAAGCUGUGCUCGCCCAGGGUGCUCUCCUGCCUCCACGUGUUCUGCGAGACUUGUCUGGACAAGCUUCUCAUGGACGAGGCCGGGGACUCGAAGGUGGGCUCGAUCAUAAGCUGUCCCGUUUGCCAUCAAGAGACUUCCGUUAGUUCUAAGGGCGCCGCGUCGCUCACGUGCGACUACGUUCUCACCAAUAUAUUGGACAUGUCCGCUAUCGAGAACAUGGCAGUACUGUGUACCUCCUGCAAGGCCAAAGAGAGCGCCGUGGCGCGUUGUUCGGAUUGCGCCAAUUUCCUGUGUCCAAAUUGCAACACGGCGCAUCAGUUUAUGCGUUGCUUCGAGCACCAUAAAGUAGUUGCCUUUGAAGAUUUGAAGCAAUCCAACGAAGCUAUUCCGAUACACAAACCAAUAUUUUGCGAAUGUCAUCCUGCUGAAAAUAUGAAGUUUUACUGUCAUACGUGCCAGGAACCUAUUUGCAAUGAGUGUCUGCUUGUGGAGCACAAAGCACCAGAGCAUCAAUAUGAACGACUGACAGAUGCAGAACCACGACAAAAGGAAGAAUUAGUCAAUUUGAUGGCUGAUAGUAAAGCGAAAAUUGUUGAAUGCGAUCAAGUUUCGGCACAAUUGGAGAAUGCACUCAGCGAACUGCAAGUACAACAUGACCAAGCAAAAGAUUUAAUUACAGAGACUUUUCAAAGUUACAAGGCCAUAUUGGAGAACUGUAGAGAUAAUGCAUUAACUGAGCUCGAAAAAUUGCAUUCUGACAGAGAGCUUGAAAUCAUGGACACUUUUCACAGCGUCGAAAAAACUGUAGAAAAAAUAGAGGAUGCUUGUCGUUUUACUUCAAGGCUCCUAGAACACGGCGAUGCGGUAGAAAUUUUGGCCCUUCGUCGUAUUGUAAGAGCUCAGUUGAUGAAUUUAGUUAAAAAUACACCAAAACACAAUGUAACAUUCUCUAUUGAAUUUCAAACGGAUUAUAAUCAAUUUGAGAAUACUGUAAAGGAAGUAUUUGGAAAAUUUCAUACUGAAAGUACACCGGAAGUGAAACCUAUUCCUGAACCAAUUUCAACGGUAUCAGGAGUAUCUACAAAUCAGCCAAUGGUUCAUACUACUUCAAUGGGUUGUCCAAGUUCCAUCAGCACAAGCUCUCCCAUUUCACUUCCCACGUCAAUGCAAUCCUCUUUUGAAGGUGAACCCUCAUUUGUUAUACCACCGACUUCGAGUCCUCAAAAUAUUCCGCCACCUCCACCACCCGUACCUCUUCCACCAGGUACAGUUCCUAUCCAUGGGCUGACUAGUAUCCAAGAAUAUAAUUUACAACAACUGGCCAGUUUAGCGGAGAAGGUAGAGAUGGUGGGUGACACUGGUGUAGUUGGACCUAGCUCAAAUCCUAGUCCAACUCCGUCCUUUACUUUGGCAGACUUAUUUGCUGGGGAUCUAAGUUCAACAAGCCAUGCCAUCAAUAAUUUACAAGCUCUUGCAAAAUUAGGAAAUACUCUUGGUAAUCAAGAUCUGGGAAAUGCUACUAUUAAUGGUGGUAGUGGAUUAGUAUUGGGACGUGGACCUUCACCAGCCAUUGUAGAUACCCCAAGUCUGGGUCCUUUGGCUGCCAAUAGUCUAUUAAAUGGAGGAUUUCAACCAUUGUCCUCUUCUACUUCACCGAUACUUUCACAGGGUGCUGAUGACUUAAUAGGCGAUUCUAUGCAUAACAUGCCUGUAGUAGUAGGAAAUACCGUUGCCAAUGUAACUGGAUCAGGGACUGGGAAUUAUCCUGCCCAUCCUAGGUCUCAGAAUACGAAAUUGACGCCUAUGCAUAUCCGGAGCAAGUUUGGACAAUUAGGACCCAGUAAAGGACAGUUUAAUUCGCCUCACGGAUUUUGUCUGGGAACUGAUGAAGAUAUUAUUGUUGCAGAUACGAAUAAUCAUAGGAUUCAGAUUUUUGAUAAGACUGGUACUUUCAAAUUUCAAUUUGGUGUUCCUGGUAAAGAAGAGGGACAAUUGUGGUAUCCUAGAAAAGUGGCUGUUAUGAGAAAUAAUGGCAAAUUUGUUGUAUGUGAUCGUGGAAAUGAACGAUCUCGAAUGCAGAUAUUUACAAAGAACGGUCACUUUAUCAAGAAGAUCGCUAUUCGUUACAUCGAUAUCGUAGCUGGCCUAGCUGUUACCAGCCAAGGACAUAUUGUGGCUGUUGACAGUGUGUCGCCAACUGUGUUCGUAAUCAGUGAUACAGGAGAUCUUUUGAGGUGGUUUGACUGCAGUGACUAUAUGAGAGAACCAAGUGAUAUUGCAAUCAGUGGCAAAGAAUAUUUUGUUUGCGACUUCAAAGGACAUUGUGUCGUUGUAUUUAAUGAAGAGGGUAAAUUUCUGCGUCGCAUUGGCUGUGAGAAUGUAACAAACUUCCCAAACGGGAUCGAUAUUAGCGACGCAGGAGAUGUAUUAAUUGGAGAUUCACAUGGUAAUCGUUUUCAUGUAGCUGUCUUCUCCAGAGCUGGUUCUUUAAUCUCAGAAUUUGAAUGUCCAUAUGUAAAGGUGUCUCGAUGUUGCGGUCUGAAAAUAACUUCGGAAGGAUAUAUUGUAACACUGGCCAAAAAUAACCACCAUGUCCUUGUAUUAAACACUCUUUAUAUAUUGUGAAGUGGCAUCAGACGAGUAAGUAUGUUGUAACUUUCUUCUGCAAGUGAAAACUUCUUUGGAAACUGCUCUCAACGAAAGAUGGGAAGGGCAUGCCCAAGGCAUUACGUUCCAAUUUUGGGCCUAUUGAAGCAAUAGAAACAAGUGCAGCAUGCAGCUUUAAUAGUUAUAAAAAUAUAAUGCGUCCCCGUUUUAUGAAAGUAACAAUAUUGAAAACAAAAAAAAGCAGAAAGAUAAUGUACGUCUCCGACCAAACAGUAUAAUAGUAACUUAGCAAUUUGCAUUUUGGUAAACUGCCAAAGUAAAUUAAAUUAACUAAGUGGAACCAGUUUAUUGAGAAAAAGAAAGAAAAGAAGGAGCAGUAAGCUAUAAUCGACCAACCGGUCAGUUGGGUCGCUUGUAGUAGCGAAAGCAAUUUACAAUGGCCUUCCGUCAAAAUUGGUUGUUGUACAUCAUUUUUGACACACGUCAGUAUUUUAAGUAUGUUUAUAAAUCAAAUUAUUCUAGUCUCCGACGAGCACUUUUUGCGCGCUGGUUUCGAUUCGUGCUCGAAACAAGACGUUCUCUCGUCUUGAUUUUUUAUUAAUCAAGAAUGUUUGUCUUCUUAGUCCUAACUGAUGCUUCAAGAUGCAUAUAUAAGUACAGAGAUUAUGUUUAAAAGGUUUUCCUUUAAGAGCUUCUAUAAGUAACUAAUAAGCUCACAGCAGGAUAAAAAUUUCAUGAUAAAAGGAUCAAAAUUUUUCGCUUAAAAGAAAAAUAAAAAAUGAAAAAAAGAAUGUUGCAUGCUGCGAGGUAGUUGAUAGUACUUCCUGCUCUUAUCAUAUCGUAUUUCUAAAGAAGAGAGAAUGAAACGAUACUCCUCAUUGCAGCAGGCACAAAGCUUAAUAAGAGCCAUGUUCCUGAUUUCUUUCUGCGCGUUUGAAAAUGAUAGUUGAGAACAUAAUAUAAAAACAACGUUAAUGUGCAAGGAAUAGAUUAUGGUAUGUUGAAAAUCAAACAUUUAAUAUCUUAUAUAAGAAGUGUCAUACAGAGAGGAUACACUUUGAACAUAAAAAAAAAAGGAAAUAAUUAUAAUAUUUACAUUUACGAAAAAAAGAAAAAAACGAGUAGAUCCCAUUUGUGCAUUGUUAAAAUUAGACGAGACACAUAAUGGUUACAAUAUUUACUCAGGAUGCUUUAUUAUGUGUGGUCCAUCAUAUGAAUAUGAACAUAUAUGCGUGUGUGAAUUAUAUUGGUUUGUGGUGCUAGUGAAUAAUGUAUCCAUACCGUGUAAAUGUAUUUGUUAUAAAAUUACAGAAAUCGUUCCCGCGCAUUUUUUUUACAAAAUGAAAGGCAACGAUUUCGCGUAAUAUAUUAUAUAAGAUUCGUAAGAGUACCAUAUACCACCGGUAUCAUAGGGACGAUACUUUAUCUAUGUAAAGAAAAAGAACGUACAGUUUGCUAAACAACCUCUAUUUAUGUAUAUAAUUAACAUGAGAUCCAUUGAAAAAAAAAAGGGAAAAGUAAAAUCACAUAAAACACAUACAUAUAUAGAAAUACACAUAUUUUUUAGGGUUGUUUACAUGAUCAGCCUUAAGAUUUGAUUGAACUAAAAUGCAAUGUGUAUACAACAUAUGUAAAUCGGAUAUUUGGCAGAUUGCUACAUACUGUGUUACCUUACAUUAUCUCUACAAUAAUGUUUAAUUACAAAUACUAUCUUGCCAUACCAAAUGCUAGGUAGCACACACAUUCAUAUAUACAUAUAUAAAUAUAUAUAUAUAUAU